Phoenix dactylifera (date palm) is the source of this 1557-nucleotide messenger RNA. Its product is annotated as Pectin lyase-like superfamily protein. The record is from RefSeq and is a predicted model, not a curated record. Gene Ontology annotation, biological process: cell wall modification; pectin catabolic process. Lineage: Eukaryota; Viridiplantae; Streptophyta; Magnoliopsida; Arecales; Arecaceae. Gene Ontology annotation, molecular function: pectinesterase activity.
AUGAACAAGUGGACGAGGCUAGACCCACCAUGGCACCACAAAUGUUGCUAGUUUUCACUUUGCACCAAAACCUUUGCUCUAUCUUAGUGCUAUUUGUUGACAGAUUACAGGAUCUUAAACAGUCGGCUUUAAACAGCUCCCGUGUUUCCCUCUCGGCCUCUGGAAGCCAGAGAACAAAGCAACCGGCGUUAACGAUAGAGCUUUUCUUAUACCCCUCUUCUUCCUCCGGGAAGGGUCAUCCCGCAGGGUGAAAAACAUGGCAGCGUCCUCAUUGUGUCAUCUCUUCAUCUCGUCGUGGGCCGCCGUUGCGGUCUUCAUCCUCUCCCUCUCUUCCAUCCUUGGAGGAGCCAUUGCCGUAAAAAGUACAGACAUCAUCCAAGGUCCUCUCCUGACUUCCAAGAUCGCUACCAACCGCACCAUCCUUGUCGGUCCGAAGGAGGAGUUCCAAUCGGUGCAGGCCGCCGUUGAUGCAGUCCCUGACGGGAAUUCCCAGUGGAUCAUCAUCCACCUCCGUGCCGGAAUCUACAGAGAGAAGGUUGUAAUCCCAGAGAGAAAGUCAUAUAUAUUCCUAAGAGGAAAUGGCAAAGGAAGGACCGCCAUCCUUUGGGAUGAGAGCUGCAAUAACAACACAGAGUCCGCAUCCUUCUCUGUCUGGGCCGACAACAUCAUCGUGUUCGGCAUUAGCUUCAAGAAUGAUGCUCUGGUUGGUGCUCCUGAUGCUCCAUUCAAGCAGUCGGUGGCAGCCAUGGUGGCUGGAGAUAAGGUGGCUUUCUAUCAUUGUGCCUUCUAUAGUGCCCACAACACCCUCUUUGAUCACAAGGGCAGGCAUUACUACGAAAGCUGCUACAUCCAAGGCAACAUUGAUUUCAUCUUUGGCCGUGGCCAGUCAAUCUUUCAGAGCUGCGAGAUCUUCGUUCUCACGGAUCGAAGGACAAAAAUUCUUGGCUCAAUCACAGCUCAAAACAGACAGUCUGCAGAUGAAGACAGCGGCUUCGUGUUCUUGAAAGGCAAGAUAUAUGGCAUUGGCAAUGUCUACUUGGGUCGAGCUAAAGGAGCUCACUCUCGGGUCAUUUUUUCCAAGACCUAUCUCUCCAAGACCAUUACUCCUGAUGGCUGGACCCACUGGAGCUACGAUGGCUCCGCCAACCAUCUACUCCAUGGAGAGCACGACUGCCAUGGACCAGGUGCAGACACGGCUCAACGUGUCCCAUGGGCACGCCAACUCACUGACGAGGAGGCUGCUCCAUUCAUAAGCAUUGAUUUCAUCAAUGGGAAGGAAUGGCUGCCGGCAUACUAUUAUUGAAGACCCCUUGUCAUCAUUACUAGCUCCAUGUAAUUCAUACAUGAUGUAUGGUUCUUUUUUUAAAAAAAACAAGGUUAAUUACCAUGGUAAUGUUAGCUAGAAAUAAUGCAUGAAUUUGGCAGCGGCUUACUAUUAUUGAUCAAGACUGCAUGCCUCCAUUACUAGGUCUAUGUAAUUCAUUUAAAUGUCAUAUUCUUUGACAAGAAAAUUGGUACCAUGGUAAUCAUAGCUGGAAAUAGUGCAUGAAUUUAUUA